GAGUAAAAAGUAAACAGCUUGGCUUGGACACUCGCUCACACCUUAUCUCCUGUGAUGCACGCACAACUGUGUUGCACUAUCCAUAGUAUCUCAGAGAGACUGUCACGAAGAGAGAAGGAGACAACAGAAGUUUGGAGCUGGUUGCCUACCAGUUAUGCAGUACAACAGAACGCGUAGGCCGCUUUGUUCUCAGAGGAGACAAAAAGAUGACAAAUGAUAACCUGAAUAAGCUGUUGGUAUUUUGUGUAUUAUUUUGCGCUCAGAAAACGUCCAUUGUGCAUGGUGCACAAGCUUUGGAAACUAAAGUGGCUCUGCUGCUCCACGCUGAGCCAGAGAUUCCAAAGUGCUUUGCUGAAGGGAUGKCGGACCUCACCUGCUUCUGGGAGGAGGAUGAGGAAAGGACUGGCUCUGCUGACCAAUACUCAUUCAUAUACACAUACCAGAAUGAGAACAGUAGUGAGUGUGCCGUAACUGCCCUACCAGCAGCAGGCGGCAAGAGGCUGUAUUUUUGCAGGUUGUCCCAGACUCAAUUAUUUGUGCCCCUUGACAUCCGGGUGUUUCGGGACGACCUGCUGAUCCACAACCGCAGUCUCUUCAUUGAACUUGUCUUCCUGUUAGACCCGCCUGCCAAUCUGACAUUGACGAGUACAGGACGCAGGGGCAGCUGA
This is a messenger RNA of Salvelinus sp. IW2-2015, 668 nucleotides long. RefSeq names its product erythropoietin receptor-like. Gene Ontology annotation, molecular function: protein binding. Lineage: Eukaryota; Metazoa; Chordata; Actinopteri; Salmoniformes; Salmonidae. The record is from RefSeq and is a predicted model, not a curated record.